AUGAGCGCCGCCGACCACGCUCGCUCGCCCCGUAAGAGCAUCGGCAGUGCUGGUAACAAGAUUACGAGCAUGUUUUCGACGGUGAAGGCCCUGCUCACGGCAUCCCGGCGGACGGCGAGGCAGUUGGCAGAACGCCAGAAGCUAGAAUCAGAGUUGGAGUCGGCCUACAAGUCGACGAUGGCCGUAUGGGGCGUCAUCUUCAUGGCCUCAGACCUGGGCAUGGCCCUGGUCAUGGCGAUGCUGAUGUAG
Ectocarpus siliculosus is the source of this 249-nucleotide messenger RNA. The record is from the annotation of a GenBank genome assembly. NCBI's taxonomy places the organism in Eukaryota, Phaeophyceae, Ectocarpales, Ectocarpaceae.